Podospora anserina S mat+ is the source of this 1593-nucleotide messenger RNA. RefSeq lists its product as uncharacterized. Gene Ontology annotation, biological process: transmembrane transport; carbohydrate transport. Gene Ontology annotation, molecular function: carbohydrate:proton symporter activity. Lineage: Eukaryota; Fungi; Ascomycota; Sordariomycetes; Sordariales; Podosporaceae. The transcript has 3 exons. The annotation marks the transcript as partial. The record is from RefSeq and is a predicted model, not a curated record. Gene Ontology annotation, cellular component: membrane.
GAAGAAACGUGGAAGGAUCACUGGAAGUGCUUCGUGGCAUGUGGUAUCAUUGUACUCUCGCCAUUCCAGUAUGGCGUGGACUUUGGUCUCAUCGGUGGUCUGCAGGCCAUGGUUGGCUUCCUCAAGAUCUACGGUCAUCCAGCCCCCGACACCGCCAUCGGAUGGAACCUCGAUACGACAAGACAACAAUUGAUCUCGAGUCUCAUGACCCUUGGCGCCUUCAUCUCGUCCGGAACGGCAGGCAUCGUGGCCACGUACGUGAGCAGAAGGCAGUGUCUCUGGGCUGCUUGCGCUCUGUGCUGCGUCAGCAACGUGAUCAUGAUGGCUACUGAGGACAUUGGCGCGCUCUAUGCUGGCCGCUUCCUCAUUGGGUUGGCCAAUGGAUAUUUCAUGACCUUCAGCCAGCUGUAUAUCCAGGAAUCGAGUCCUGCCAGAUACAGGGGUUGGUUCUUGACCGCCUUCCAGUUCUUCACUUCCUUUGGUACUCUGAUCGGCACCAUCAUCGACUGGGCCACCGCUAAGCGCCCCGACAAGUCCGCCUACUUGAUUCCCCUCGGCAUGAUCUACAUCAUCCCUGUCAUCAUGACCGUCGCCCUCUUCUUCAUCCCGGAGUCCCCCCGCUGGCUCAUCCUCCGAGGCGACUACGAGCAGGGUGUCAAGGCUCUCCGGUGGUUGCGUCCUGUUGGCGCCGAUGUCGAUGCCGAGGGUGCCGAAAUCAAAGCCGCCAUCGACAGGGAGAAGGAGCUCAGCAGCAGCAUCAGCGUCAUGGACAUGUUCAAGAACCCCAUCGACAGAAGACGCACUGGUCUCGCCGUUGGUGCUGUCCUCUUGCAAGCCGCCUCCGGUUCCAUGUUCGUCAUCGCCUACAAGGCCUACUUCCUCGCCAUGUCCAAGGUCUCGGACCCGUUUGCUAUGAGCAACGUCCUCUCCGCCAUGGGCAUCCUCGCCAUCUUCUUCAACAGCUUGAUCGUCGUCCGCUGGGGCAGACGCCGUGUCAUCCUCACUGCCGGUCUGGCCAUCUGCGGUAUCCUCCAGCUGAUCAUCGCUGUUGUCUACCAUAUCCUGGGCGCAACCAAUACCACCGGAAUCGUCCUGGUAGCCCUGACCUGCGUCUACAUGAUGACCUACAACGGCAUGAUCUCCACCUACGCCUGGCUCGCAGGUGGAGAGAUCCCCUCUCAGCGUCUCAGAAGCUACACUUUCGGUCUCGCCGCCGCCGUUGGUUUCUUCGGCGCCUGGCUCACAACUUUUACAGCGCCAUAUUUCAUCAAUCCUGCCUCUCUCGCGUGGGGUCCCAAGUAUGGCUUCAUCUGGUUCCCCAGCUGCAUCAUCGGUGUGCUCUGGGUUCUGUUCUUCUUGCCCGAGACCAAGGGCCGCACCCUCGAGGAGAUUGACGAGAUGUUUGAGGCCAAGCUGCCUGCGCGCAAGUUCAGACACCACAUCUGUGUUGGCCAUGUGAAUACUGCCGAGAAAAUUGAUGAUCGCGCUUCGGAAAAAGUGAGCCCCCCCCCAACCCCUGAGCUUUGGAUUAGCGUUAGGGUUAUGAUACUAACUUUUUGCAGACACCCACCGAGGUUCAACAUGCCGAAGUGA